CACCCACACGUUCACAUGUAUCAUAAACCUGCUGCACUUCAAACUGGCUUUCACUUGUGGCACCAGUGGCACUGCACAGCGCAGACCGCGGCAAAGAUGGAGUUCGCCUGCAGUCACGUUGUGUGUAACUGGAGGCCUGAUGGGGCAGGAGUUUCUCUUCUCGAGCUGCAGUAUGACAACGUAGUGACAGUCACACAGCAGGACGGUCCACCUCCACCUCCGUUGCCUCCUCGGCGUCUUAAAAAACCCCGGCCGACCUCUCUGCCUCUCCCCCUUCCUGUCCCCCACUUUCAGCCUGCACUCGGUCCUCCCUCCCUCCCUCCUCCCGUCCCACCCAGAGUUGACAAGCAGGAAGGAAGAGGUGGGCUGAAAGCCAACGUCAACGUCGUCUCCCUCAGCGUUGCAAAACUGGUGGACAUCAGCAAAGCCUCAGGCCUGGAGACUUUUCAGAGCCCAGUGAAUUGUGGGAAAUGUAGUGCUGCCCUGUCAUGUCUGAGUUCUUUGCAGAUGAAUGUUUGGCUGUGUGAGUUCUGCGGACGUGAGAACAGUGUGAACAACAGCAUGGACAAAGUGUGUGUCGGUCAGCGUGCAGGUGUGCACAGUGAUGACGUUUACCUGACCAGUCAGAGCGAUGACGACUACCAGAACUUGGAGGACACGAUGGUGGUGUUCUGCGUGGACAUCUCAGGCAGCAUGAGUGUCACUACAGAGGUCAAAUCAAGCAGUGGAUCUCAGGCCUACAUAUCCAGACUGGAGGGUAUCCAGGAUGCCCUCCAGAGGACGCUAUCGUCCCUCCUACAGCAGUCCCCACACAGGCGAGUGGCUCUGGUCACGUUCAACGAUGAGGUUGUGGUAUACGGUGAUGGUACUAGUACUCCUCUGACUCUCAGGGACUGGGCGCUGGUUGACUAUGACCACAUAUGGGAACGCAGUGCGGCUUACAGCAUCCCUCACUGUAUUGCUGAGACCUACAACCAACUAAUCCAGAGGGUCAAAGACCUCAGGGAGCACGGGGCUACGAGUCUCGGUCCUGCAGCGUUAGCCUCGGUCGCAAUCGCGUCGAGGUACCCAGGCUCAAAGGUGAUUUUGUGCACCGAUGGCAAAGCUAACAUCGGCCUGGGCAAGGCGGAGGAAAGUCCCUCUCUGUUUUCCUCUGGGACGCCAUAUUUCUACCAAAAACUGUCUCAACAGGCUGUGGGGAGUGGAGUCAUAAUAUCAGUGAUGACUUUUGAGGGCACUGAUUGUUGCCUGGCAGACGUCGGGAGCCUGGCGGACACGACUGGAGGACGGGUGAACAUGGUGAGCAUCGGCACCGUGGCAACAGAGAUCCAGUUAGCCUCCAUCGACAACGUGCUCGCAACUGGAGUCACGGCAACCCUGCUAGCUCCUGACGGGAUGUAUUUUCCCUACGAGGAAGAAAAUAAUCACAAACUAAUAAGACAGAUAGGGAACGUGACCAGAGGGCUGGAGAUCACCGUCCAGUUUGCUGUAAAACCUGAGUUUAUGGAUGUUUUUCUCCAGAAGGCCACACUUCCAUUCCAACUCCAGCUGAGCUUCAAGACCAGAGACCAACAAAAAGUCACGCGCAUCAUUACUGAGCAGCGACCAGUUACGACCUGCAGUCGGGUUUGGGCCGGCAGCCUCAACACGGCGGUGCUUGGCGUUCACUGUGCUCAACUCUGUGCAAGUUUAACCAUGGAGGGUCGAGUGCAGGAAGCGCAGACGCAACUAAAAGCGCAGCAAGACCUGCUCAACCACAUCAGCAAGCAGAGGCCAAUCCAAAUGGAGGAGAAUAUCUACAGCAACUGGAUGGACACCAUGACAACGAUCUGUGACGACAUCACCACAGAAUCUCAAAUCCUCUCUGACGAGGCAGCUAAAGUGAUGUACCAGAUGAAGAGAGCCAGCAGUGUCAACAGCAACACAUCUGAGAGCAAAACCAAAACCAAGAGGAGGAAGAAGGCGGCUCUCAUGGGAGGAAUGUGAAGAAAAUCAGUCACCUGCGAAUACAGAGACUAGAUUUCAUAUUCAGCCAUAUUGGCUCAAAACUUAUUCGAAGCAGGCGGGACUCGAAGGAGGUUAGUUGCACAGCUGACUAGGACACAGCACUGUUCAAACUCAAACCAGAAGACUGACUGUGCUUAAAUGGCCAACCGACGGAUUCUCCACCCCAUUUAUCAUAUAUAGAGAUAUAGAGAACUGUGACCGAUGACGGUGACUGCGUGUUCGUGAAACUUGAAGAUGUGGCUGAAAACAAAGAAUCUUUUUGAUCUUUGAUCUGUCAUUUCAUUCACUGCCUUCAGUAGCAUGUGUCAAAGAAAAGAGAAGCCACAUUAGAAGGCCAAAGUGGAAGCCCGACCACAUGUGUUUUUGGCCAGAAGUUCUUCAACGGUCAGCGUUCAGGACAGGAUGUUACGGACAGCAACAAAAUUUCUCACUCGUGAGAAAUUUAGCCGAACUGAUCUGCAUUCUUUAUUUUAAUUCCUGUUUUAUAGGAAUUUUGCUUCAUCAGUGGAAACAGCUGAGGUGUCAAAUAAAAUCAUUUCUUUGUGGUUUUAAAAAAUCUCCUUUGGAUGAUGGUAUUAAUAUUGUGUAUGAAGCAGUCGUACUUGUGUGAACUGACAAACAAGCAUUUUCAUAAACAUCUGUCUCCAAAUUGUCAUAUAAAGCAACUAAUAAAAAAGGGGGGUUUCUUCUG
Messenger RNA from Scatophagus argus, 2698 nucleotides. Its product is annotated as circularly permutated Ras protein 1. The record is from RefSeq and is a predicted model, not a curated record. Lineage: Eukaryota; Metazoa; Chordata; Actinopteri; Scatophagidae. Bases 16 to 1986 code for a protein of 656 amino acids. Gene Ontology annotation, molecular function: SNARE binding; zinc ion binding. Gene Ontology annotation, biological process: intracellular protein transport; endoplasmic reticulum to Golgi vesicle-mediated transport; COPII-coated vesicle cargo loading. The transcript is spliced from 19 exons. Gene Ontology annotation, cellular component: COPII vesicle coat; endoplasmic reticulum exit site.